UUUUGUAUGUUGCACUAUGGAAUCUAUUAUUCCAAAGAGUUUUAUUUAUUGUUUCUGGUUAUUUGUCCUAGUAGAAAGAUGUCAGUGCAAAAUAGAUGUGAUUGAAGUAACUGAAUGUAGAGAAUCCGUAGAUGGCAAGGGAUCUAUUACUCAAACUUUUGAUGGAGAAUUGAAAAAAAUUGACCUCACAAUGGACCUGCCGGAUGCUGACAUAAAAGAUGAUGCUACUUUUGUCUUGAAACUUCAUAAAUAUGAUAAAGAUAAAGACGAAUGGGAGUAUAACUACGACGAAAAAAAAGGUGAUAUUUGCUUCUACAUUCAACAGUUUCUUUCAAAAAGUUGGGAUAAAGCGAGAUCAGCGUCAAAUCCAGAAAUUGCAGAAGAAUGUGUCGUGCCAAAAGGCACCUAUGAAUGGAAAAAUUUUGAACUAAAUGAAGAUGAUGUCGUCGUUCCAAUUGGUAUGGUGGGGAGAUAUAAACUCGAUGUGACGGUUUAUGGUGAAGAACCUAUGUUUUGUUUCGAGGUAGACGUCGAUGUCCAGGCAUAAAAAUAUAA
Molecule: messenger RNA, 555 nt
Organism: Tribolium madens (black flour beetle)
Lineage: Eukaryota; Metazoa; Arthropoda; Insecta; Coleoptera; Tenebrionidae
Exons: 4
Coding region: 17-547 (176 amino acids)
Source: RefSeq, a predicted model, not a curated record